AUGCGUCUCGAAGCGCUUCUUACGCUUUCGGGUUUCUCCACCUCGGACUCUGAAGCCAAAGCUACGUGGACCGCCGGCUCUGGUGCCAUCUUCCUACCCAACAUACUAGGAGACACGGACAAGCGUUGCUCCAAGGCUCUGCUCCAAGGCCCUGCCGUGGCCAACGACAAGCUCGACCGCUGUCACGAUGCUUCUGAUAGUAACAAACUGCGCUCUGAGCAGUUCCUCGCUCCGCUCCGUACAGUCUCCAUGCCUGGCCUUCCCGACGGUGCUUCCGGCCGUGUCUAUGUAAAGGACCAAGUGCAGCGCAGCAAAGUCCGCAUCUUCCAACAGGCGAUCUGUAACAGCACUUGGACGUACGUUGACGGCAACUCUACCUUUAGCGCAACCGCACUCCGCAAGGGCCUUGUCCUUGGUAUUCAUGGCCGCGACAUCCGUCGUCCCAAUGGUUGGGAUGGCCGAGUCUUGGUAACUUUCGACGUCAAAAGUUCCAAUGGCACAUCGUCAGACCUUUACCUCUUCUCUGGGAGCGAUGACAUCUGGGCUCAGGACUUCAUGGAACCGGGAUUCGCUUCAAUGCCUGGUCCUGACGGGCCCAUUAGCUUGCGCAUCAUAGUCCGAAGUCCGCAGGACGACCGUGUUGCCGGCCGACAGCUGUUCGAGUACUACCGCGACACUGGCAUCGGCGCCGUCCAACAGCUUGGCGGCUCACGUGACGAAAUCAAUUCUGGAGGUAAUAUCGAGACCAUUCCUCCGGACGAAUUCAACGGUACUUUCUGGCCUGCUGGACGCUUGAUCCUCAGUAACCAUGGCAAGCAAAGCCACGCCAUGCUACCCUUUUUCCCGGCCCAAGAAACCCAGGAUCCUCUUCUUCUCGAUGCCGACUGGCUACUCGUCGGUCAUGUCGACGAGUUCAUCCAAUUCGUGCCCUUUGAUUCGGAGCGCGGUUGGCUUGUCAUGGCCAAUGAUCCCAUGGCUGGUGUCAAGAUGCUCCAGCAGAUCAAAGCUAGCGGUCAGGGCUCACAACGCCUCUUACCUCGCAACAACGACACGGUUUUAUCGAAUCCCUGCAACGACACUGGCUGCCAGCCUAUCCCUGUGGAGUCUACCACCAUCAACCAAGUACUCGCCAACAAGGAUCUCAUCUCCGUGCAGGAGCAAUGCGCCAAGCGCAUUGAGGCUAACUUGCAAAUCCUCAAGCAAGCAACCGGCGUCACCGAGGACGAAAUUAUUCGCAUUCCGGCCCUCUUUAAGCGCCCUAGCUUUAGCUUCUCUAACGAUGUCUCUAUGCCCAACUUUGCCUUUUCUAAUCAUAGCUCUGUCACUAAUGGAACCGACUUUAACGAUGGCUCUUUCGCCAACCUGACCGACACCAACGAUGGCUCUUUCACCAACGGGACUGAUGUGCUCAAAGAUACACAGUAA
Molecule: messenger RNA, 1425 nt
Organism: Bipolaris maydis ATCC 48331
Lineage: Eukaryota; Fungi; Ascomycota; Dothideomycetes; Pleosporales; Pleosporaceae
Cellular component (GO): cytoplasm
Molecular function (GO): calcium ion binding; protein-arginine deiminase activity
Source: RefSeq, a predicted model, not a curated record